Messenger RNA from Oncorhynchus nerka (sockeye salmon), 681 nucleotides. RefSeq names its product cytochrome c oxidase subunit 6A, mitochondrial-like. The record is from RefSeq and is a predicted model, not a curated record. Gene Ontology annotation, biological process: mitochondrial electron transport, cytochrome c to oxygen. Gene Ontology annotation, molecular function: enzyme regulator activity. Bases 184 to 492 code for a protein of 102 amino acids. Lineage: Eukaryota; Metazoa; Chordata; Actinopteri; Salmoniformes; Salmonidae. The transcript has 5 exons. Gene Ontology annotation, cellular component: mitochondrial inner membrane.
ACAGGGAGGAGUCUCACAGUUCUGUUCAGUCCAGGACAGGCUGAAGGACAAACAGACACAAAGGUGCAGAAAGAGAAAGGGACAAAAGACUGACCAACAAAAUUAAAGUCUUUCCCAUUUCAGAUCACCAGUAAUAUCAACAGGCCUGUGGCUUCUGUCUGUUGUUAAACUUUACUUUUAGGAAUGGCGUCUCCUGCAUCGAUGGUGGCCCGCAGGGUAUUAUCUGCUGCAUCACACGCAGGCCAUGAGGGAGGAUCAGCUAGGACCUGGAAGGUCCUGUCGUUUGUGUUGGCCCUACCUGGUGUGGCCGUCUGCAUCGCCAACGCCUACAUGAAGAUGCAGCAGCACUCCCAUGAACCCCCUGAGUUUGUGGCCUACUCACACCUUCGCAUCCGCACCAAGAAAUGGCCCUGGGGUGAUGGCAACCACUCUCUCUUCCACAACCCUCAUGAAAAUGCUCUUCCUGAGGGCUAUGAGGGCCCCCGCCACUAAGGAAACCUCCUAACUCUAUGCUGAUCAUCCACCUUCCCUGAUUGCUACAUGCUGAAUAGCUGUAAUCUAUAGCUCUAAUGAACCUGGCAUUAUGCUACUGACCAAGGGGCCAAUUAGCAACACUACUGACUGUGGUUCUCUCAGUCAGAUAGAAAUAAAAAAUAUACUAGUUUUACUGUAUCACACACA